Messenger RNA from Staurois parvus, 272 nucleotides. The record is from the annotation of a GenBank genome assembly. Lineage: Eukaryota; Metazoa; Chordata; Amphibia; Anura; Ranidae.
GGCAGGGGCGGACUGACCAUUUGGAAACUCGGGCACUGCCCGAGGGCCUGGGGUCAGUAGGAGGCCCCAUGAGAUGCCCCUGGUACCUUUUUCAUAGGCUUUUUUGAGUUUGGGAAAGGACACAGGGGCCCCAUGAUCCCCUAUUGCCCAGGGGCCCCAUGAGUUGUCAGUCCGCCCCUGCCCACUACCACUACACUGUGUGCAGUUGUGGCCAGCUUUCAUCAAGUGUACCAAUAACACAAGGGCCCCAACACAGCUGGCAGAAGAUCUAU